AUUAUUAUUAUUUCCAGUGUGUAAUAAUGUGAUUUAUAAGUAGGUAAUAGGUAGAUAUAGAAGUAUUACUUAACAUGGUUCCGAACUGUUAUUUUUUCAAAUUUACAAUCUUAUAAUAAUCCUUGUUUAACUACGAUGAACUCUUUUCCACCUAGAACUGCUACGCUUUUGUACGAAUUGGACAAAAAGCUUAUGGUUCUUUUACGUGAUGGCAGAACACUUAUUGGAUACUUACGGAGUGUUGACCAAUACGCCAAUUUGUUGCUUCAACAAACAGUUGAGCGUAUACAUGUGGGCAAGAAAUUUGGUGAUAUACCCAGAGGUGUAUUUUUGGUGAGAGGAGAAAAUGUUGUAUUACUUGGAGAAAUAGACGCCUUAAAAGAGGCCGAUCAAAUGUUUGAAAGAGUAUCAAUUGGAGACAUUCUAGCGUUACAAAAACAAGAGCAAGAUGCCAAGAUUGAAAAAGCAAAAUCUAUUGAACGGUCUUUGAAAAGAAGAGGUAUGCGAUUUCCUCCUGACCUAGUUCAAGAUGAUUUCCUUUGAUUAACAUGAUAAAUUUGCUAAAUUAAACAAUCAACAAAUAGUGAUACUUUAAUGUUUUCCAAUUUUGUAGAUUUGUUAAUUAUUUUAACUUUGAAUUCUAACAAAUUAGUAACUAAAGGCUGUCAAAAUAUUUACAAUUAUAUUUUUUAUUUAAAUAAUAAGAAAAAAAAUUGUUAGUAUCUUUUAUUAAUUUACCUAAUAAUAAAAUAAAUAUGGUGAUUUUUGUAUUUUACG
Messenger RNA from Rhopalosiphum maidis (corn leaf aphid), 777 nucleotides. RefSeq names its product U6 snRNA-associated Sm-like protein LSm1 (gene LSm1). Gene Ontology annotation, molecular function: RNA cap binding. The record is from RefSeq and is a predicted model, not a curated record. The transcript has 3 exons. Gene Ontology annotation, cellular component: Lsm1-7-Pat1 complex; P-body. The coding region runs from base 136 to 543 and encodes 135 amino acids. Gene Ontology annotation, biological process: deadenylation-dependent decapping of nuclear-transcribed mRNA. NCBI's taxonomy places the organism in Eukaryota, Metazoa, Arthropoda, Insecta, Hemiptera, Aphididae.